This is a messenger RNA of Leishmania braziliensis MHOM/BR/75/M2904, 816 nucleotides long. RefSeq lists its product as hypothetical. The record is from RefSeq and is a predicted model, not a curated record. Bases 1 to 816 code for a protein of 271 amino acids. The transcript has a single exon. Lineage: Eukaryota; Euglenozoa; Kinetoplastea; Trypanosomatida; Trypanosomatidae.
AUGCAGCUGCGGGUUCGCUUGCUUUAUCUGGAGUUUAUGUAUCUCCUCCCUCAGCUGAAGGGCUUCUACAGGCCACAAGGCGCGGCUGCUGCGAAUUCAACAUAUCCCGCGUCGGGCGUGUCGAUCUUGAAGCCCUGCUACCUCCGUUUAUCAGACGACCACCCUGCGUGUGCGCUACUGCGCCGUGCCCACACUACCGAACUGCAAAGCCACCGGCAGGACAAGCGGUCCACUGGCGCAUCGCUGUCUCACACGACUGCUGCUGACGCGAAGGCGCCGCCAACUCUGGUUGAUGUGAGCACGGCUGUCAAUGCCGCAUCCCACAUGACGGUUUUCAAGCUGCAGAGAGACAGCGAGAAGGUCCUCGUGACACCCUUCAUGCCCGCCAACUGGGACAACAACAAUUCAAUCAGGCCAUUGCCAUCACCAGCAGGGCAUCCUGCGCCUGCGGCGGAGGGUGCCGCGGAGGCCGAAUACCGCGCGCGUGUGCAGCGCCUCUUCUACGCAAACGCACUGGUCCCCGUAGGCAGCCCGGAGUGGAAGCGCUGCCUCGCGCGUGGCCGCUAUGAGCUGCGCAGCAUCCACAACGUAGUGCACGUUCGCAAGUACCGCGCGCUGCACAAGCGGUACAGCUGGGCGUCACAGCUCUCGCGCACGGAGUUGGAGGCCGCGUGGGGCGGCAACGUGGAAGAGGUGGAGCAGGCGCUGCUUGGGUUGUCGAACAAGGAUGUAUAUGGCUAUUCAAGCAAUGGCACCGAUGGAGAAGAAGAGGCAAAGGGCGGCGCGACCCAAGAAGAUCAUGUGGGGCAGGCGUAG